Messenger RNA from Juglans microcarpa x Juglans regia, 1593 nucleotides. RefSeq names its product UPF0481 protein At3g47200-like. NCBI's taxonomy places the organism in Eukaryota, Viridiplantae, Streptophyta, Magnoliopsida, Fagales, Juglandaceae. The coding region runs from base 1 to 1419 and encodes 472 amino acids. The record is from RefSeq and is a predicted model, not a curated record. The transcript has 2 exons.
AUGGAAAAUUCAACAAUUCAACAAAAAGUGGCAAUUGCUGCUGCUUCAGUACUCACAAAUGCAAAUCAAAAUGGUAAAAUUCAUCAAAUAUUAGAUCGGGAAGCAAACACUUUGAGUCGUGGAAAUGGUGGAAAUCAACAUAGAAAGUUGGUAAUUGACAUCAAAGAAAUGGUUGAAAGCAGCUUGGACCCUCCCUUAUCAUCACACAAGUGUUGUAUCUACAGCAUUCCGGUUGAUCUUCUCAAACUGAAUAAAGAAGCCUACACUCCCCGGGUUAUAUCGAUAGGGCCUUUCCACCAUGGCAGCAAAAGUUUAGAAACCAUGGAAAAGUUGAAACCGAAAUAUUUUAAGAGAUUCCUACAGCGGACUAACUUUAACGUGGAGAUUUUAGUAAGCACCAUAAAGCUGCAUGAAGAAAGUGUGCGUGGUUGUUAUGCAGAAACCAUCGAGCUGUUUAGGAGUGAUGAUUUCGUGAAACUAAUUUUGGUGGAUGGUUGCUUUCUUAUUGAGUUUUUCUACAGCUUAUUCUCCCAAGGAAUCAAUAGUGUUAUUCGUGAGAACCAUACACUGCUAAACCCAAUAUCUUGGCACGCAAUUAUGUUGGACUUGCAGUUACUUGAAAAUCAACUUCCUUUAUUUGUUCUUGAGAUAUUAUUCAGCCUUGCAUGUGCACCGAAUGAUAAGCAUCGGCCUUCCUUCACUUCGCUUGCAAUUAAAGUCUUUCAUGAGUACUUUCAAUAUCCGGAAUUUCCAAGAAAUCUUGAAGUGCAACCAAUUAGACACUUUGUUGAUUUGACCAAAGCAUUUUUACUUCCAUCAUCCACAAUGCUAGUGCUACCACAUGAAAGUAAGGAUCUUCCCAGUGCUAAUCAUUUAUAUACUGCAAGCCAGUUGUACGAGGCUGGAGUGAAUUUUAAGGUGAGCUCUGCAAGCAAAUGCUUACUUGACCUGAAAUUCACCAAUGGAACUUUGGAAAUUCCAUGCAUUAAUCUUGAUAAUUCGACGGAGACGACUUAUCGAAACAUCAUAGCAUUUGAGCAAUGCCAUUAUCCAUGUGAUUCACAUCUUACAGACUACAUUGUGCUAUUGAAUUUACUAAUCAACACUCCCAAAGAUGCGGAUUUACUUAUUAGAAAAGGAAUCAUCAUGAAUGGGCUCAGCAACAGCGGUGCAGUGGCAUCUCUUUUCAAUAAUCUUGUCACUAAUAUAAUAUAUUAUGGUGGGGACUCUGCUUAUCGUGAUUUGUUUCGAGAUUUGAAUGCAUUCUAUAAUAACACUAAGCAUACUUGGAAGGCUACCUUGAAACGUGAUUAUUUCGGCACUCCUUGGAAAAUAGCUUCUACUGCAGCUGCUGUUGCCUUAUUGCUACUCACUCUCGGACAAUUUAUAUGCUCCAUCAUCCAACUUGUGAAGAUGUGAAGAAGCUUUGUGCAUGAAAUUCUGGAACACUUACAUGGGCUGGGGCUAAGAAUGGAGAAAAUCAAUAGGAAAUUAAGCGAGCAAUAGAUCAUGAUAUGAAUUUUAUGCAACAAGAGUGAAGGUCAUGCUAUCAACCCGAUGGAUUCGAAUGAAGUGAUUUGUGUGUCUUUGUUU